UUGUCACAUAAUACAGACACUUUUAUAUGGCAUUAUUUGUCUAUUUCGUGCCCAUACGAUUUUACCAAAGAUAUUGAUGUAUAUUAAAGAAUUUAUUAGAAAAUGAUGGACGCUAGAGAAUCUACACAAAAUCAAAUUGUGUUUUUGGAUCGAGGUGAUUAUACUACAUGUACCAUCUUCCUUCAUGGAUGCACCAUAUUGUCUUGGAGAAUCCACAACGAAGAACAAAUUUUUCUCAGCAGAGUUUCUCCGCUCUCCCAAUAUCAUUACAUUCGUGGAGGGAUCCGUUUUAUUUGGCCUCAUUACUCUACAUGGAGUUUUGGAAGAUUUAACGGCUUUGCCAGAGAUAUAUUGUGGACUGUAAUUAGGGGGCCCGAGUCUUUACCAAAUGGAGAUGUCUUUGUGGAUGUGAGCUCAUCUUCAGAAUAUUAUACAAAAUCCAUGUGGUGUUUUGACUUCGAAUUAAUUUACAGAAUCACGCUCCACUUUAACCAAUUAACAUUGAGUGUAACAAUAAAAAAUACGAGCAAAUAUUUCAAUUAUGAUUUCAACGCGGUACUUCAAGCAAACAUAAAAAUUAAUGACAUCAAAGAUGUGAAAAUUGUGGGACUUGAAAAUUGUUCCUAUGUCGAUAUCGAGGUACCAAGAGACAGCAGUUUGCUUAAAGUUACAUCUGACGAAACCUUAAUAGAUAAACACAUCAAUAGGGCAUACCAAGAUACUCCCGAUGUAAUUGAUGUAUACACUGCCAGUAACAAGUUGUUAAAGAUAACCAAACAUAACCUACCAGAUGUCAAUGUGUGGAAUCCUGGACAAGAAAUUGUGAGGAAAAUACAUGAUAUUGAUGAGGAUGAAUACAAGUACUUUGUGGCUAUAGAAAGCGGUUUAGCGUACAAAAAACUCCCAGUGAAGACAUUCUCUGAUUAUAAAUUAUCAAUCAAUUUUGAAGUGGUGAAGUUGGAUGUAGAAAAAGUACAGUACAGAAAUUUCUACGAUUAUUUUGAAGGAUACUGCUAAAUCAAAAAAUAUUUUCUUUGAAACAUUAAAUAAAUUUUUUAUUGAGGCA
Messenger RNA from Diorhabda carinulata, 1066 nucleotides. RefSeq lists its product as uncharacterized. Gene Ontology annotation, molecular function: carbohydrate binding; isomerase activity. The record is from RefSeq and is a predicted model, not a curated record. Lineage: Eukaryota; Metazoa; Arthropoda; Insecta; Coleoptera; Chrysomelidae. Gene Ontology annotation, biological process: carbohydrate metabolic process. Bases 103 to 1017 code for a protein of 304 amino acids. The transcript has 3 exons.